Pocillopora meandrina is the source of this 2130-nucleotide messenger RNA. The record is from the annotation of a GenBank genome assembly. NCBI's taxonomy places the organism in Eukaryota, Metazoa, Cnidaria, Anthozoa, Scleractinia, Pocilloporidae.
AUGAAGACAUUUUUGUGGUUAUCACUUGUGGUUGAGAUUUUCCAAAUCUCUUUUAGUGAGGCCAUCGAUCGAUGCCAUUCAGUGGAAUACUCUGUUUUUGGAAUGUUCCUCAAGGGCCACACGUUUAAAACGGCAAAGGUUGGGUUGCCAGAGGAAUGCUAUUUUAAAUGUCAGGAUGAAUUCACCUGUCAGAGCUACAAUUAUUUUAUUAGUGAGAAAGUUUGCGAACUUAAUAACCGAACAAGAGAAGCAAGACCAGAGGAUUUUCUUCCAGACCGGAGUCGAUUCUACAUUAAACGUCUGAGUGACCGAGGUACGUUUGGAUUCCACUUUCUUCUUUCUCCUCCGUUACUGAAUAUAUUUGAAUAUAAAAUGUGGGCACGUAGAUAAUUCUCUUAAUUCAGGUGUAGCUCUUGAUGGAUGUGUGCUAAUUGCUUUGGGCUUGUGUCCUCCUCCUCCUUCGUAUGAGCUACAAUGUAACGUGAGGAAACGUGAGGCAUUUCGGACAAGCUUACGCUGUCGUAAGGGCAGCAGUUUAAGUUCUUGACCAUCUAAAUCACAAUAGCGACGUUUCAUUGCUGUUCAUCUUAAUACGCUGUUGUUUUAAAUGGAUGAUGUCGAAAAAAUAAGAACAUAGUUAUCGUAUGAAAAAAUAACUAACACCAGGGUAAAAAUAAAUUUGUUUUUAGUCAAAAAGUAUAUUUUCAGACGUGAGCUGUUGGGUAUCAGUUUUAAUUCGUUGGAGAAAAAAGCUUCUGUUUCGACCAAAAAAAAAUUUCAACCAAGGAACGCAUUCUGAUGAAAAUAUUGUUAUCGUUGUUGCGUGAUAUGAUGUGACGAUAACAAGUGUAUGCUGAAAGCUAAGCCGAAGCGUAUAGAAGUAAGAUUUAAGAUUUUAUGGCGAUUAGCAGUAAGUUGGGUUUGUGUCGAGUUUACGUUUCUGAUAAAUGUCACUCCUUCGCUUGAAGUUCCUCUUGGAUCUAGUCAAGAGCUUCCGGCUGAGUCGUGCAGUGAGAUCAAAGCCAGUGAAGGAAAGGAUAUGGCUGAUGGAGAUUUCUGGAUAUACUCAGAUGGAACUGAUCACGUGAUCAAAGCUCGCUGUAAAGGCAAGACUUCUAGAGCAACAGACUUAAAAGAGAAAAAGAAGAGCAUUGUCUCUUAGAGAGACAGACAGAUACCCAGUCACACGAACAGUCAGCCAAACAGACAAAUAGACGGACAGACAGAUAGUUAGUCAUUCAGUCAGUGCGACAGACAGAGACACACCGUCAGACAGACAAAUACACUGACAGCCAGAGGGACAGACAUACAGUCGGACUGACAGCUAGGUAAACGGACAGACAGACUUAUAGCCAGGCAGACAGACAGUCAGUCAGACAGAAAUAUACACAGAGAGCCAGACGGACAGAUAGACUACCGGACGGUCAUACGGACAAACAGAGAGCCAUACAGUCAGGAAGACAGUCAGAAAGACAGACAAAAUUCAGACAGACAGACAGUCAGUCAGUCAGACAGACAAAAAUACACACAGUCAGACUGACAGUCAUACAGACAGACAUAGUUAGACAGACAGAGAGAUAGUUAGACAGACAGACAGAUUAUCACUGAUGAUGAUGUUAGGCCAUUUUUUCUCAAAAAAUCCCAGGAAACUGGCAGAAGAUGAAUACAGAUCCAGUGUGCUUUGGAGCACGAGACAACCAACAUGGUACAUUUCACGUCCCAAAGAGUGGCCAGAUUAAAGCAAUGAAGCUGAUCCACAGAUCGGGUUCCAUACGCUGUAACCGAGUUGACGAGCCAUCUUACUGGGGCUGCAGAUAUUCACUCUACGGCAACAAUUACUUUAUGACAAUUAUUACAAAUGGAAAUAAAAAAUCAUUAUUUCCACCUUUGGAAAAUUUGAUGGCCUUUAAAUCUGGAAGCAAUCACCAGUGUGGCAGCAAAAAACACUUUUACAAUCCGUUCGGAGUUGGUCAUAAAUCGAAGGAGCUUGAAUUUAGUCACCUAGUUGAUCCCUUAUCUGUUUCACGCAAGGAAGAGCUCCAAAUAUGGUAUGGACAGGAUUGGAUGGAUUGUUCAGAGAGCAAAAAUACAGGCCAAACUUGUGUUGAUGUGUUCGCCUGGUAUGUGUGA